Molecule: messenger RNA, 1587 nt
Organism: Topomyia yanbarensis
Lineage: Eukaryota; Metazoa; Arthropoda; Insecta; Diptera; Culicidae
Product: gonadotropin-releasing hormone receptor-like
Exons: 2
Biological process (GO): neuropeptide signaling pathway
Cellular component (GO): membrane
Molecular function (GO): corazonin receptor activity
Source: RefSeq, a predicted model, not a curated record
GCGAUAACAUCGUUACCGGAGCAGCUCCGGACCGUUCGUUGCGUGGCGUGUGCGCGUUCUGUAAACCGGAAUCGGUAGUUCGCAGUACGUGCGGGAUGGUGGCGCUAUGGUCGAGUGUAUGCCUUGUUCAAUGUGAAGGAUCGCAAAAUUGUUGCAUUCUGGGACCCGCUGGAGAAGUGCGCGGUUUUGCCACCGGUAAUUCUUGUGAUGCUGACGGUUGGGAUCGAAAAUUCGUUUGAUUUGUGAUUUCAUGAAAUCUGGUGAAUGGAAAAGCCUUUUCAGCUAAAUGCCGUAGAAGUGUUUCUGGGCGAAUGGAAAUAUAGUCCAACUGCAGUGGCAGCAAGGUGAUUUAUCCAAUGAGAUAGAAAUUGCAUUCGGUACGUCUGUAUUUUGUGCACUAUUGUGUAUUGGAGCUGUGUACGGAAAGGUCACAGGGUGUAAUGCGAUUCGCUUAUGAUCUAUGUGUGUUUGGAUGUGGUUAGUCUGUUGCUUAAUUUGAUGUGUGUAGUGGGAUUUUAGUGGCUAAUUAUUGUGCUCGAUGUGGAGUUGCAUGAUAUUUGAUAGUGAGUGAAGUGGAACAACGAAUAUCUGGCACAUUGUUUCUCUGAAAAGCUGUGCUGCUUUGUGGCAAAUACGAAGGUUUAGGAUUUCAAACGGCCUGCAUGAUACGCCUAAUAACACAAAUUAUACAGAAUAUUACACCCCAAAAUACGUUCUAAGCCAAGACGGGAGAACCCGGACUGUACAGAGACUGGUGCAAAAAGGAUGGAGACCAAUCUAUCAUCCAUUCUGUUCGAAUCAUUCUACGGUGGUAAUGUAUCGAUAUUGGAAAACUACACGACAGAUUCCCUGCCCGGGGCAAUUGUCACCCCUACCGAAAUGUCACAUCUACUGGGGCAUGGCCCAACCGUUCCGGGCGCUUUAUUCCCUGUUAAUACAGCGUGGGAGAACAUUUCCCAGUUCCAUCAGCGCCUUCCGCUCGUCACCUACCUACCGAUGCUGGCAACGGCAGCUAAGAAUAUUAUCGAAGCAAACAUGGCAACGAAUGGAACUCUGUCGAUGGAACACUGCGUUCUGAUGAACGUAACCUUUGACCCCGAUGGCACUAGCAGCAGCCAUCCGGGGAUCAUUUGUCUGCCCCACGCGCCGACACUAUCCAAGUCCGGUGUGAUCCGAGUGAUUGUCUUGUCGGCGAUGGCCAUGGUAUCGCUGCUGGGCAAUAUAGCUACCAUGUGCAGUAUCCAGAGAGACCGCAAAACCCGGCGACUGGCCCGGCACAACUGGAGUGCGAUAUACUCGCUAAUAUUUCAUCUCUCGAUAGCGGACCUGCUGGUGACCGGGUUCUGUAUGAUUGGUGAAGCCGCCUGGAGCUACACGGUCGAAUGGAUGGCCGGGAUGGUGGCCUGUAAACUGUUUAAGCUGCUGCAAAUGUUCAGUCUGUACCUGUCCACCUACGUGCUGGUGCUGGUCGGCGUUGAUCGCUGGGUUGCAGUCAAAUAUCCAAUGAAGUCACUUAAUACGGCUCGUCGCUGCCAUCGCUACCUACUCGGGGCCUACACGGUCUCGUUUGUGCUGAGCAUUCCGCAG